Molecule: messenger RNA, 895 nt
Organism: Dictyostelium purpureum
Lineage: Eukaryota; Evosea; Eumycetozoa; Dictyosteliales; Dictyosteliaceae
Exons: 3
Coding region: 67-834 (255 amino acids)
Biological process (GO): cell-cell adhesion
Cellular component (GO): protein complex involved in cell adhesion; phagocytic vesicle; cell surface
Molecular function (GO): polysaccharide binding; oligosaccharide binding; N-acetylgalactosamine binding
Source: RefSeq, a predicted model, not a curated record
AUCAAUUUCAACAAUCAAACAAAUAAUUUAUUAGUGUUUACUUCUUUAAAAUAUAUUCAAAAUAAAAUGUCACAAUCACUUAACGGUUUAGUCACUUUAUUAGCUAAUGCUCAAUGCCACCUUAGAACCAGUACCAAUUGGGACGGUAACCACACCCAAGCCAAUUCAGUUUUAAACUACCAAAACAGUAAAGAUGCUAGAUUCGAUGGUUCAGAAGCCUGGUGUGCCUCAGUUGUAGAUGCCAAUCAAUUCAUUAUUGCUGGUUGUGAAAUCCCAAGAACCUUUGUUGCCAUUUCAAUUCAAGGUCGUGGUGAUGCUGACCAAUGGGUUACCUCAUACAAAAUCAGAUACACCUUAGAUAAUGUUACCUGGUCCGAUUAUAGAAAUGGUGCUGCCAUUCAAGGUAGUACUGAUCGUAAUACCGUUGUCACUCACUUCUUUGAUAGCCCAAUUAGAGCUCGUUCAGUUGCCAUUCACCCACUUACCUGGAGCGGCCAUGUUUCAUUAAGAUUUGAACUCUACACCCAACCAGCCCUUUCAACCUUCACCCAAAUUGGUCAUGUUCAAUCUGAUACCAAUGGUGCCUUAAACGCUGGUACUGGUGCUCGUGAAGUUGUUGUCCCAGUUACUUUCCCAGUUACUUUCAGCAAAGUCCCAGAAGUUUCACUUACUUUUGACUUAAUUGAUGCAACUGCUGAUGAAUCAAAACAAGUCCGUGUUGAAGUUGAAGCAAGAAAUGUCACCUCUAAAUCAUUCGAAUGUGUCUUCAAGACUUGGUGGCACUCAAAGGUCUACCUUCUCAAAGCUGAUUGGACUGCCUCAAUCAACGAAUAAACAAAUUGAAAUUUUAUAUAGUUUGUUUAAUUUUUGCAUAUUAAAUAAAAUUGUAAAUUAU